Pollicipes pollicipes is the source of this 488-nucleotide messenger RNA. RefSeq lists its product as uncharacterized. Gene Ontology annotation, molecular function: heme binding; oxygen binding. The transcript has 4 exons. The record is from RefSeq and is a predicted model, not a curated record. The coding region runs from base 41 to 412 and encodes 123 amino acids. Lineage: Eukaryota; Metazoa; Arthropoda; Thecostraca; Pollicipedomorpha; Pollicipedidae.
GAGGACGUCGACGCAUCUCCAGCAGCACGCAUACAGAGUGAUGGGUUUCGUGAACAAGAUCAUCAGCCGGCUGGACUCGGAGGAGCAGUGCUCAGCGCUGACCCACGACCUGUGCACUAGGCACAUAGCCUACGGAGCCUUCCCACACCAGAUGCUGCUGCUGGGUGAGCAGUUCAUCGCCGUCGUGAGAGCCACCCAGGAGAGGUCGGGUCACUGGGACAGACACACGCAGGCCUCCUGGGAGAAGCUAUUCCAGUGGAUCACGUGGACGUACGAGCAGGCAAUCCACACCGCGCAGCGAGACAGGGAGGAGCUGAACUCGCGUUCUCACAGCGCCGUGACUAGUGGUUGUCUGGCGGGCAAGUGCCGGCGUCGGAACACGGACCCGAACUGUCAAGUGGAGCGCAGCUGAGCGGAGACCCGCAGCGACCGCGGCGGUCAGCUCCAGGUGGAGCGCAGUUCAGCGGAGGCCCGCAGCGACCGCGGCG